AUUUCACGCGUGCCAACCCUCCAUACCAGGCCCAUGAGUGGCCAAUUGAGCUCCAAAACAAGCUUCAACUCUGCUGCUCUGUCUCCGGUCUCGGUCCUCCUCCCGGCCAAACUCCACACCAUCCAUUCAGUAAAAGAGGUGACAGAAUCAGAAGCAGAGCAACCAAAGCCGACAGAUUUGGAAGUGUCAUCCAAGAAGAAGAUGAGAAGGGAAAGAAGCGAAAGCAAGAGCUUGUCUGACCUCGAAUUUGAGGAGCUAAAAGGGUUUAUGGAUUUGGGGUUUGUUUUCUUCGAUGAAGAUAGGAAUAAUUCAAGCUUGGCUUCAAUCCUUCCUGGGUUGCAUAGAUUCGGAAAGAAAGAUGGGGAAGAAGAGGAAAUUGAUGAGUCUGCAAUUUCAAGGCCUUAUCUUUCUGAAGCUUGGGAGGUUUUUGAGAGGAGAAAGGCAGAGAAUCCAUUGAUGAAUUGGAGAAUUCCUGCUUUGAACAGUGAGAUUAACAUCAAAGAUAGUCUAAGAUUGUGGGCAUUGUCAUGGCCCAUAAAUCUGGGCAAAUGGGUUUAGAGGGUAUGGACUAAUUAAUUACUCCUUGUUCUAGGCCAUCGGUGAGGCCGGAAUGGUCACGCCAGGAGACUCUUUGGUUGUACGG
Corylus avellana is the source of this 643-nucleotide messenger RNA. The record is from RefSeq and is a predicted model, not a curated record. NCBI's taxonomy places the organism in Eukaryota, Viridiplantae, Streptophyta, Magnoliopsida, Fagales, Betulaceae.